Messenger RNA from Phytomonas sp. EM1, 5268 nucleotides. The record is from the annotation of a GenBank genome assembly. Lineage: Eukaryota; Euglenozoa; Kinetoplastea; Trypanosomatida; Trypanosomatidae.
AUGCAGAAUAGGAUUUCUAAAGAUAAUUUCGCCGAAAUAGCUCAACAUGCUGUGACCAGUAUACGACGUUUAGUAAGCUCCGGCCAUCAAGAAAAUACCAGACCAUCUCAGCAAGAUCUCCUUUCUGCCUCCAAACAGAUAGAGGAAAUGUGGAAAAAGAAUAAAAUGCCAGUUGACGUAUCCGUGGUCAAUCUGUGGGUGACCAGCCUCGCAGCUGAGCUUUAUUUUCAUCUGAACUCUGAGGAUAAGGGAAGUGCACGCAGAUUUAUUUCAGAGUCUGUAAUGGUGACGACGUUAGAGGCAGCUCGUAUUGUCUGUCAUACUGACAGCCUUUCUAACUGUACCCCUAUUGUUAUUCGCAAUCUUAUUCUGCUCUUGGUCGAAUAUUUCAUGAAGAUACCGCUUACCAAGCGAGUCCGUGAUAUAUUAGCUCUAGUGUUGGUUGAGCUCUAUGUAAGCCAGGUAGCCCUUUUAGACGAAUUGGUAGAAGUCAUCAUACCCUUUCUGGUAGUGCAAUCUACUACCACAAGUGAAAGCGAUGAAGUAACCGAAAAGUCUAAUGGUGAAAUCGUUGACCAGCCUCGAAAUUUCAAUAAAGCUGAGGUGAUAUCAACAAUUUGCCCGAUUCAGAUCUAUUUGGCUUCCCUACUAGUGACAGCUCUUCAUCGAAUCAGCACCCUUGGCUUCGAUUCAACGAUAGUCGAAAGCAUGUUUAAGCGUCGAAUGAAAAAUAUCAUCGCUUUAUUGCAGAGUGCAUAUAAUGUAAGAUGCACUGCAUCGUUAUUGACAGAUGACACAGGUGACGCGCCCUCCUCCUCUUCCUCUACCUAUUCUGUGAAUGGGUAUUACCAGGUAGCUGUGUGCGUUGUAUACUUAUCCUUAAUCGGCGGGCUUUUCCGAGGCAACGACGCGUGCAAGAGGCUGGUGACCUCAGGCUACGGGCACGAGUUCAGCACCGUGUGGACUUUCACGGCCUCUAGGCUAUCUCAUAUGAAGUUGGAAUUGAUUGUGCCCGCGCCGACGCCGAAGGACAGCGUGGUUACCCUUGACGCCGUCCAGGUGUGGCAGUCGGAAUUACUUGAGUUGGUGAUUGAGUUGUGUUCUGAGGAUAGCUUCUCUCUGCGGCGGAUGACCCUGAGUGAAUCUUUGGAUAGUGAGCGUUUGUGUGGCGCUGGAAGCCCUCGUGGGAACGAUGCUGUAGGCUCAUCUCAUAUAACGGGGAUGACUCCCAAAGGGGUCGGAGCUGGCUUCCAAGUCACGGGCCAGUGCCACUACAACCCGAUUCCCCUCUGCUGGGAUACCAUUCUGGCGGGAGGCUCGCGUUGGGUGUGGAAAUUAGCUUCUUCUGUAUCCUGUUGUUUAUUUACGUCAAGGGGCACUGAUGUACUAGAACUUUGCCUGUUAGGCCUGGAAACAAGCAACGCUUUGGCUGAGUCCAUGCUCCGGUGCUUUAUCUUCACUAUGGCGCUCAUGUGCUUCGCUAAUCCAUACAAUGCUAAACGUUUGGCGGAGCGACAGAUGUUUGAAUGCCUCUUUGCGGUCGCCACAAAUAGGCAGGAUAGCAUCUUUAUGAAUACCGUACGUAUGAACGUGUCCAAAGGCGGCCAAGUAUCUGACGGCAUUGAUAACUGCACUGUUGUUUCUCCUGCCCCUACGGAGCCGACAGCCAACACGAUACAGUUAGUGGUGUCCUUUAUGUGCUCUCUCGCGUCGUUGUGUUUUCCAAAACGCAUUUUGCAUCUUCUUAUGGAAGGUGUUAAGGACAUGUCGAGGGUCCCGUUCUGUCAAACUGACAUCCUCAUCGAGGAAUCGUUGCUGUAUGUGUUAAGUCAUACGUACGUUCCCCCCUGUGUGCUUUUUUUCCCAGGGAAUGGUAGCAUUAGGUGCAAGCUGAGUCAGUUCGUUGGAAGGUGGUCCGGCUACAGCUUCUCUGCGUGGAUUCAUCCGCUCUGUGUGUGGACAGAGGGAUGUCAUCUUUUUUCUUAUACCCUCAGCUCAGGCACCUCAGUUGCGAUCAGCGUAGUGGCCAACGGGCGCUCUUGCUUCCUCGCAGUGCGGGUGAACACGUUGAAGGAAUCUACAGUGACUUUGGUACCUGAGAGCACCUUCUAUGCGGAGACAUGGUCGCAUAUUGCCUUGACGCACGGCCUUUCUGCGAUGUUUUUUUAUGUUAAUGGCCGGAAGUUAAACACAGGCUUCAGUGUUCCAUUCCCAAAGGAUCAUUUUGAGCGGCACAAGCUUGACCUCGCCUUUGGUGGAGCCACGGAGGACCCCUCUUUUUUUGGUUAUGUGACCAGCAUGAACCUUCUAGAAGGUGCCAUCAGCGAAAAGGACAUUAUGAAGCUUUACGCACAGGGACCCAGCACGAUUGAGGGGAGCGAAUUUCGUGUUCUGCUUUCUGUGGGUGCAACCACACCUUUUGAUCGAUCUAACAGCGAGCGAAUCUUCACAAGCAUCACGGAUUCGACGGUCGAAUCGUGUGCCCACAUAAAAGGAAGCCUUUCUAGCAAGUGUGAUAGUAUUUCAGUUUACAGUGUCUAUUCAGUCAUGACAUGUUCUGUGCAAGAAGAGAUACAGGACUGUGAUAUACUACCAUGGGCGCUCCAAACCCUGAAGGAGUCCCAUGAAUCUCCUAAUUUUUUUGCUAUCGCGAAACUAUGUCUUGAAUUCGUCUCCGUGGCCAUGCGCACAACAAACACUGAUGCCGAGCUCAAUGCCAUCCUAAAAGAUUCAUAUCUAGCCGAGUUAAAUAGUGAAAUACUAACCUGGUCCGACACGUUUUCAGACUUCCCUGCGAUUUUGCUCCUGGGGGCAACCCUCCGUGGUAGCUGCCGGACCCUUCGUCCGCAUCAAAGCACGCAAGCCAUUUUUUCCAUUUUGAUGGAACGCCUUGAAGUGGUGUGUCGCGCCAAGGAAGGGGACUACAUUGUGCGCAACCCUUCCUCCGUUGCGAUCAUCUUGCGUGAAUUAAGUGACUACUUGUCGGAUAGUGAAAAUGUAAAACUUUUCAAAGAAGUCUCUAGGCGAUUUAAGCGCAUCCUUUUUAUGAGUCUAGAUCUCCCCCCAGAGUGUAUUGAAGCCGUUGUUGUCCUCAUUGAGAAGUUGUGCAAGGGGGUUCCAGAGCUAGAGCACACAUUACGUUUUUUGCUGCUCCCUCAGCCAUUCUGUCCUAAUGCGGAUGCCACCAAGGCUGGGAUCCUCCGCAUGCUGUUUGACGUUGCGAGAACCAAUGUGAUGAUGUGUGAUUGGAUUGGAUCCUGCUUUAAGGGCCGUGGUGCCUCCUUCCUUAUCAUGUUAGUUCAUGGGAAGAACCACUCCAGCGAGGCCAUUCGAAUAUUUUCUUUGCGCUUGCUCUCUCUGAUGUUGCAUGUUAACCGCAAGUUUCGCGAGACUUUUAUCAAGUCCAACAAAUUUGAGGUCAUUUCCUGUGCUAUCACUGAUCAAACGUCGACUGUGCCAAUACGCCUCCCCACGUUGGAUUGCCUGUUUCAUAUGGCCUUUGACGAAUAUCUCCCGACGGAAUCUUCGAAUGAAAACAUCGUGUCGUGCUUCAACUCAAACAAUUUGAGAACCCGCACCUCCUCAGGGGUGGGCGUGGAGAAUUCCGUGAAUCUCCUGAAUGGCGUUCAAAAGAGCCUGAAUCUGACAGGUCAUUCCCCAGGACUCUUCUCCAGGCGUCUCAAAGUUACUCACCGCGAGUAUAGCUUCGACGUCGCACACGACUUUGGUAAGUCCGCCUUCUCUCUGCAAUUCGCUGACUCUUACUGCAGCAAGUCUACCCCGAACACCAGUCUUUGCAUGCCCCAGGCCUUCAAAGCAGCACUUCAGGUUCUUGGCUGCCUCAUUACCACAAUCGGCAACACCUUCCAUACGUCGCGGACCAGUGGCUCCGAGAAUGAUUCAAUCGAUGCCAGUGGUGCUACAGUUCAAGAGGGCACCCUUUCACCCACCUUCUUAGCAUCUUCAUAUGGAGAUGAGGUUUCAGAGCGAGUCGUGGUGCGGGUGCUGCACUACUUAGAAAAGAUAAUUGAUAUUAACCAAAAUGGAGUAGCAUUGCUCCUCUGCCCUUGGUUGGAGUGGUUUUGGAAUGCGAUUAGCCCUGUCAUCAGUUAUAGGCGGUCCCACUCAGAGGGUAGCCCUCUCGGCGCAAACGCAAACGCUUACUGGACGAAAAAGUUUCCGUCGACUGUUAUAACUCAUGCCCGGUAUAUCAUACGGAAGUUGCUGGUGUUGGAUAUCACGCGCAAUAGCAAGGCCGCCAUGCUUCGGCGUAUUCGUGAGAGCGGCACGCAGUUUCCAUACUUGAUACGAAUCAUACUCGAGGAGGUGUUACGACACUUUUCUAAAUGUGGGCUGUCAGAUCCAGACCAUGCUAGCAAUGUUAUAAAAAAUAUUAACUAUUUGCUUCUAAACGUUGAGCACAUGUUAGAUCCCUUCCCGAUAGCUCUAGGAGUAGAAAUCGUUGUUUCCAUCAGUGCCAUUGCCAUACGUAACAACUCCUGGGUUCGAAUGCGCAUGAAGAAUUCAACGCAGCUCUUUGAUACGCGUGACCGCCUCGCGUUUUACCUGUUGGCAACAUCUAAGCACUACUUCAAGGUGGAUAUCGAGCUCCUUGUGCAGUUGAUCGAUGCGAAUGCCCACAACCCUAAUUCUAUGUGCCUCCUCCUCCAACGCUUCACCCGCGCCAUUAACCAAAAAGAUGUCGAUGAACUUGAGAUUAUUCUGCAGAUGAUACGUCAUUUGGUCAUUAAAUAUGAAGAUCAGCAUUGGGAGGUGUAUAAGUUGCUAGGCACCACUUGUACGAGGCUUGCAGAGUUGUUGUGCAUGGCGGCGGAGAAUGAUGGUUCAUCCCCUCGACCUCAGGCCGUGCAUCCUAAACUCGACCACAUGGGAUCCCCACAGCCGUGCGAUGCGAACACCCGUUCUCGCACGGAUGCGGCCAUGAACUACCCUCCAUUAGGCCCUGGAGCCCAUCGUGAUCCGAAAUACAACGAGCCCAUCGGAAAUGACCUGCCGGUGAUGCAGAUUAUCGAGUGGUGUCGAACCCAUGAGGUGGAAUGGAUCAGCUUAACACAGCAGCUGGAGCAGAAAGUGGCAAAAAUCAUGGAUAUACUGCUCAAGUCGAGUCGAGAUCGAUGCGAAAAGGAAAAAGCUUUAGUGUUGAAGGCGUCUCGCGCCCAGAAAGAGCGUAGGGAACGAGCUAAGAGCAAUGCAUUAGAAGAGCUAAAGUCGAUACGCAACGAAGUAGAAGCUGAGCUGUCGGUCUAA